GGUACUGAACUAUGGGAAUGUCUGAGAAAUGCUGCAUCUGCCUUCACGAGACCACAGAAGAGUUUGUAUUCCUCAUUCACGCCACAAAAUGAAUCCACGUGUUAUUUGGGCUUCUUUCCAUUUGAUUGCCACCAUUGGUUUUAUUCCAGUGUGUUUGUGUGCCCAGGGGAAAUAUGCAUUCAAGCUGCUGAAUGAUUUAUUCGUGAAUUACACCAGUGCAUUGAGGCCUGUGGAGGACACGGACAACAUCAUUAACGUCACCUUGCAGAUCACUCUCUCCCAGAUCAUUGAUAUGGAUGAAAGAAACCAGAUCCUCACAACAUACUUGUGGAUACGUCAGGUGUGGUUUGAUGCCUACCUCACCUGGAAUAAGACAGACUACGAUGGGCUUGAUACCAUCCGUAUACCUAGUAGUUAUGUAUGGAGACCCGAUAUUGUCCUAUAUAACAAUGCAGAUGACCAGUUCUCCAGCUCUAUGGAGACCAAUGUGGUGAUCCGCCAUGAUGGCCAGAUUAUGUGGGACCAGCCGGCAAUAUCCAAGAGCUCUUGCAAAGUAGAUGUGUCUUUUUUCCCUUUUGAUGCCCAGCAGUGCCGCCUCACCUUUGGCUCUUGGACCCACAACGGCAACCAGAUGGACCUUCACAUUGCCCUGGACAGUGCUGAUCUCUCUGACUUUGUGGAGAACGUAGAGUGGCAGGUUCUGGGAAUGCCUGCUAAGAAGAACGUUAUUCUCUAUGGCUGCUGCUCAGACCCCUACCCAGAUAUCACCUACACACUUCACCUGAAGAGAAGAGCUUCCUUUUAUAUCUUCAAUCUGCUCAUUCCCUGCAUGAUGAUCUCCUUCUUGGCUCCACUGGGCUUCUACCUGCCAGCCGACUCUGGGGAGAAAGUGUCUUUAGGGGUCACAGUGUUACUAGCCCUUACCGUCUUCCAGCUUCUGGUCGCGGAGAGCAUGCCUCCUUCAGAGAACGUGCCACUCAUUGGGAAAUAUUACAUCGCCACAAUGACAAUGGUUACAGCUUCUACAGCCCUGACUAUCUUCAUUAUGAACAUUCACCACUGCGGACCAGAGGCCCAACCUGUUCCUACAUGGGCACGUCGUUUUGUCCUGCGCUACCUGGCUCGGAUUUGCUUCGUCUAUGACAUGGGUGAGGGCUGCCUGUCUGCUCACACAGACAAACCUGCGCAAAAGGGAAGCAGCUGCACUAUAAACGGCCAGGCCAGGGGCGAGGACUUCGCUCUGAGGGUACGAAGCAUUUCAGCCAGUGACGGUUGUUCACAAAAGAUAAAAGAUCAAUUAAAUGAGGAUGUCAGUCCAACCUUAUCACUAAGGCAAGGAAAUGAGUGCCACACUGGCUGGACAGAUGGUUCCUGUGUGGGCAUUGACCAUGGAGAGGUUGCGGGAGCUACAGGAGAGAGAGUGUUGGAGAGCGGAGCGACUGGAAAAGAAUCGGCGAAGAAAAGGGAGAUACUUGUUGAAGGUCAGUGUUUGUGUCAUCAGCAAAGCCUCUUGAGGAAUAUCGAGUACAUCGCUAACUUUUAUCAUGAGCAGAAGGCCACGCAGAGACGAAACGGGGAGUGGCGGAAAGUUGCCAAAGUCAUGGAUCGCUUCUUUAUGUGGAUAUUUUUCAUCAUGGUCUUCCUGAUGAGUUUGCUUAUUAUAGGGAAAGCUGUCUGAAUGCUUGAUAUGAAAGACACCAGGGGCCUCAUGCAUACAGUAAAUGUCGGCGCAGGUCUAACGAAUGAAAAGGUUUGCAAAUGCAAAAAUUGAAAUAAAAAGAGAAAAUAUCACCAACACAGAUUGAACUCCCUUGUGAAAAAGAAGUGCGCUCAAUUGUAUUGAAUGUACAGAAUGUUCAGAUCUUAA
Molecule: messenger RNA, 1867 nt
Organism: Rhinichthys klamathensis goyatoka
Lineage: Eukaryota; Metazoa; Chordata; Actinopteri; Cypriniformes; Leuciscidae
Product: neuronal acetylcholine receptor subunit alpha-10
Exons: 5
Coding region: 29-1678 (549 amino acids)
Biological process (GO): chemical synaptic transmission; regulation of membrane potential; nervous system process
Cellular component (GO): synapse; neuron projection; postsynaptic membrane
Molecular function (GO): acetylcholine-gated monoatomic cation-selective channel activity; transmembrane signaling receptor activity
Source: RefSeq, a predicted model, not a curated record